Molecule: messenger RNA, 1504 nt
Organism: Salvia miltiorrhiza (redroot sage)
Lineage: Eukaryota; Viridiplantae; Streptophyta; Magnoliopsida; Lamiales; Lamiaceae
Exons: 6
Coding region: 211-981 (256 amino acids)
Cellular component (GO): small-subunit processome; nucleolus
Molecular function (GO): small ribosomal subunit rRNA binding
Source: RefSeq, a predicted model, not a curated record
CAGAAAAGAAAAAUCCCCAAACCAUCUUCGAUCACAGGUUUAGGGUUUUUUUGUAAAUCAAUCAACAAGUUUUUCAGGGUUUAAGCCCCCAAAAUCUGUAAAACCUUCAUUCAGUCCUGGUUAGCUCGUCUCAACCCAAAUCCUGCCGCGUUCACCAAGCCUUCUUCCUUCACACUUCUCACCGGCGGCAGCAAGAGUUAAUAGGCUCAAAUGAGGUUUGCCAAGCAAAAGCGGCACCGCAAAGCUGUGCGAUUUUUCACGGCUUGCUUCGGAUUCCGGGAGCCGUUCAAAAUCCUGUGCGACGGGACCUUCGUGCACCAUCUUAUAGCAAACGGGAUUGCCCCCGCUGAUACUGCAUUGAUGAAUAUCCUUGGCGCCCCCGUCAAACUAUUCACUACCAGAUGUGCUGUUGCGGAGUUGAAAAGCCUCGGUAGCUCUUACUCUGAUUCGGUCGAUGCUGCGCGUAGCCUGAUGAUUGCAAGAUGCGAUCAUGAAAAUCGGAAAAGCGCCGUAGCAUGCAUAACAGAAGUUAUUGGAGAAAAAAACACCGAGCAUUUCUUUGUCGCCACGCAGGAUGCAGAGCUGAGGAAAAAAUUCCAACAGAUUCCAGGUGUGCCGCUAGUUUAUGCUCUCAGAAAUGCUCUCUUUCUUGAGCGCCCAUCAGCUUUUCAACAAGAGUUCGCAAAGGCUGCUGAAGAGGAACGGUCGCGUAUGACUGACCUGGAGUGGAAGAUGCUAAAGUUAAAGAAGAAAAGGGUAGCUAAUGAUGAAGAAAGGGAUUCUUCUGAAACAGAAGAUCAGAUCUUAGAGACACUGAGUCCCAGGACAAAUGUUAAGAUGACUAGAAUAGAUAAAGCUGAUAAAGCUCAAGUCAAGCGGAAGAAGAGAGCUAAGGGCCCAAAUCCUCUCUCAUGCAAGAAGAAACAGAAACAAGGGAAUACAGAUACUGCUUCCGAAAAGGUCCAUCUAAAAUGCAUAUAGUUCUCUUUGCAUGCUGAUAUCAACUGGGAAAUAUAAUUAUAACAAUGCUGUGCUGAACCUAAAAUGUGAAUAACCGGCAGUUGCCUUGAACCACUUGCAUGAAGGGUGAACGUUAUUCAGGGAGUUUGGAAAUGCCAAUUCAUAUUGUUGAUUUCACUUGAGUGCAAUCAGUUUCUGCAGAUAAAUAAUUCCCCAUAAAUAUAUUUGCAUGUGUUCUUGCUUGAGAUUAGGUUAUGAACUUAUGAUGCUUCCGUCAAUCUUAUUCACUCCUGAUUCUUUGUCACUGAUCAGACGAGAAGUCAAGGUCGGUCGCAGGAAGGAGAUGGUGAAAACAGCACAAGAAACAGGAAACGCAAAAGAUCGAGGAAAAGCAAGACUUCCAUUGUCUCGUGAUGCAUAUUGGAUUUCGAUAGCUAAUAGUUUUCAACUUGUACCAAAGUUUGUAUUUUCAUUGAUCCCAAGUUUUGCAGAGAUAUGUUACGAUACAAUGCAGAUGAAAUGAAAUUAUCUUCUUUUUAAUCAA